This is a messenger RNA of Hyaena hyaena (striped hyena), 1761 nucleotides long. RefSeq names its product transmembrane protein 151B (gene TMEM151B). NCBI's taxonomy places the organism in Eukaryota, Metazoa, Chordata, Mammalia, Carnivora, Hyaenidae. The transcript is spliced from 3 exons. The record is from RefSeq and is a predicted model, not a curated record. Bases 1 to 1701 code for a protein of 566 amino acids.
AUGUCCCCCCCUGGCUCGGCCGCGGGAGAGAGCGCCGGCGGCGGCGGCGGCGGCGGCGGCCCCGGGGUCCCGGAGGAGCCCACAGAGGCGGCGGCGGCGGCGGCGGCGGACGAGGGCCCCGCCCGAGAGGAGCAGCGUCCCAUCCAGCCCUCUUUCACCAAGUCCCUCUGCCGUGAGUCCCACUGGAAGUGCCUGCUGCUCUCGCUGCUCAUGUACGGCUGUCUGGGGGCCGUGGCCUGGUGCCACGUAACCACGGUGACCCGCCUCACCUUCAGCAGCGCCUACCAGGGCAACAGCCUCAUGUACCACGACAGCCCCUGCUCCAACGGCUAUGUCUACAUCCCCCUGGCCUUCCUGCUCAUGCUGUACGCCGUCUACCUGGUGGAGUGCUGGCAUUGCCAAGCCCGCCAUGAGCUGCAGCACCGUGUUGAUGUGAGCAGCGUGCGGGAGCGCGUGGGCCGCAUGCAGCAGGCCACGCCCUGUAUCUGGUGGAAGGCCAUCAGUUACCACUAUGUCCGCCGCACCCGCCAGGUCACCCGAUACCGCAAUGGAGACGCCUACACCACCACCCAGGUCUACCAUGAGCGCGUCAACACGCACGUGGCGGAGGCCGAGUUCGACUACGCGCGCUGCGGCGUCCGCGACGUGUCCAAGGCGCUGGUGGGGCUGGAGGGCGCGCCGGCCACGCGCCUGCGCUUCACCAAGUGCUUCAGCUUCGCCAGCGUGGAGGCCGAGAACGCGUACCUGUGCCAGCGCGCGCGCUUCUUCGCCGAGAACGAGGGCCUGGACGACUACAUGGAGGCGCGCGAGGGCAUGCACCUCAAGAACGUGGACUUCCGCGAGUUCAUGGUGGCCUUCCCGGACCCGGCCCGGCCGCCGUGGUACGCCUGCUCGUCCGCCUUCUGGGCCGCGGCGCUGCUCACGCUGUCGUGGCCGCUGCGCGUGCUGGCCGAGUACCGCACGGCCUACGCGCACUACCACGUGGAGAAGCUCUUCGGCCUGGAGGGUCCCGGCUCGGCGAGCAGCGCGGGCGGCGGCCUGAGCCCCAGCGACGAGCUGCUGCCCCCGCUCACGCACCGCCUGCCGCGGGUCAACACGGUGGACAGCACGGAGCUCGAGUGGCACAUCCGCUCCAACCAGCAGCUGGUGCCCAGCUACUCGGAGGCCGUGCUCAUGGACCUGGCGGGGCUGGGGGCGCGCUGCGCGGGGGCGGCGGGCGGCGGCUACGCGCCCGCGUGCCGCUACGGCGGGGUGGGCGGCCCGGGCGCGGCGGGCGUGGCCCCGUACCGGCGCAGCUGCGAGCACUGCCAGCGCGCCGUCAGCAGCUCGUCCAUCUUCUCGCGCAGCGCGCUCAGCAUCUGCGCCAGCCCGCGGGCCGGCCCGGGGCCCGGAGGCGGCGCGGGCUGCGGGGGCAGCCGCUUCUCGCUCGGCCGCCUCUACGGCUCCCGGCGCAGCUGCCUGUGGCGCAGCCGGAGCGGGAGCGUCAACGAGGCGAGCUGCCCCACCGAGCAGACGCGGCUGUCGAGCCAGGCCAGCAUGGGGGACGACGAGGGCGACGACGAGGAGGAGGCCGGGCCGCCGCCGCCCUACCACGACGCCCUCUACUUCCCGGUUCUCAUCGUGCACCGGCAGGAGGGGUGUGUGGGCCACAGCCACCGGCCGCUGCACCGCCACGGCUCCUGCGUGGAGACCUCACUGUGACCCCCGGCCCCUGGCAGCCCGCCGCCCUCCCUCCCGCCUAGCGCACGACUGAGCUGCCUG